Molecule: messenger RNA, 714 nt
Organism: Colletotrichum costaricense
Lineage: Eukaryota; Fungi; Ascomycota; Sordariomycetes; Glomerellales; Glomerellaceae
Exons: 1
Coding region: 1-714 (237 amino acids)
Source: RefSeq, a predicted model, not a curated record
AUGACAGAUUGCCUACAGAUUCCGGCCGACAGAGAAUGUUUCCUUCAAUGCGACCCUGUCGUUGUUUUGGGAGAGAAGAUCAGUCAGGUGCCGUUCCGCCGCCGGACUCUGGGCGGUGAUCGGCGCCGUCAUCAUCUCGGGUAUCUGGAUCAGGUGGCACUCCACGCUCAACUGCACCUCAUUGACGGCUCCAUGAAUUCUCCUGUGCGUUCGGCCCUACUCAAUGCCGUUGACUGCCAGAAGCUUUGGGGGCCAGGCUUAAUCAUCCCGUGGCUCACCGAGCCGUCGCGCCGUUUUCCAAUAGACUCAUUGCUCGGUCAAGGGACGAGCGCGGCUUUCUCGUGUACGGAGUACGGAUGGAUAGCCGGCUGUCGUCGCCACCUACCAUCGGGUUCUGCAUGUGGAGAGGACGCGUUCGCUCCCCUUGAGCUGAUGGAGCCGGGUCUCGUCGGGUUGCCUGCCAUGGAAGCUUUUCCCAACCAGCAUGUCCCACUCUCAACGACAAGAAAUCAUCAUGUCGAGAUCCCACUCCAUCGACGAAGCCAUUUCAAAAACUGCUGGAUCAGCGCUGAGGUGCUUGUCAGUCUCCGCUACGUUGGCUGGUUGGCACGUUCUCAGACUUCGAAGUCUGUUCACUCACCUGGGUCCCCGGGCUCAUCGGCGACCUUAACGUUGCUGCUAUCAACACUUUGGGCAUGGACCUCCCAUGUCUAG